This is a messenger RNA of Gadus chalcogrammus (walleye pollock), 7932 nucleotides long. RefSeq names its product NACHT, LRR and PYD domains-containing protein 3-like. The coding region runs from base 860 to 4750 and encodes 1296 amino acids. The transcript is spliced from 13 exons. Lineage: Eukaryota; Metazoa; Chordata; Actinopteri; Gadiformes; Gadidae. Gene Ontology annotation, molecular function: protein binding. The record is from RefSeq and is a predicted model, not a curated record.
GAGUACAAACUGGGAGGGGAAGUGGUCCAACUGGUUGGUUCACAGCAUCAUUUCCUUGUUAUGAGUCGGACUGUUUGGUGUGGCUCACGUCAUUACAGCAGGAAAAAGACUAAGGUACUGUACUCAACUCUAAUCCCUGACAUAUCAUAAAUAUCUAUCACAUAUAUAUCAUCAAAAGGAAGAUUGCUAUUUUUAUGUAAACAAGUACUGCUAAACAUUAUUAUUAAAUGUGUCAGGUUAAUACACUAAUGUUUGAACUGCAGUGUUCCUGAAACCUCUCACUGUUAGAAGUUAAUCUGUUAGAAAAUGUAGCCGAUUCUAAAAAAUAUACAGUUAUAUAUGUAUUGUUAUGAUGAUAAUAUUAUUAUCAUUAACAUUAUUAUGAGGUGCAUUAUACCGUUUUUGCAUCAUAAUGUGUCAUAUCAUUAUUAGUCAGGAAGACAUCUUUGUUAGUGAAGUUGUUUAAAGAUCAUGUUGUUCUGGUUCUUGUUCUCUGUGUGCCUUUUUCACAGCUCUGGUUGUAAUGUCAUAUGACACGAGGAAGGCCAUAUAUGGUCCUGCCUUCAGAGUGGUUUAACCAGCACAGGGAACAGUUGGUAUGAUUUCCGCAUUGUGAACUUGAUCUUGAUCAGACACAUUUGAAGCCCUUAGAGACCAUCUGAGUGGUUUGAUGAAUAGUUAUUAAAUAGUUAUUAAUCAAUAGUUAUUGGAAACAUCUUAUGUUGCCCUUAUUGAGAAUGAGGGGGUCUAUGAAUCUGCAUCUAGGAAAGACCACCCUGCCUCACAGCCCCCUGGGACCGGCAAUAAGCACCUUACAUAAAAACAGAGUAAACCAACGCUGAACUGCCAUAGAAACAAUAUGGAGUUGUGUUUGUGUCCAGGUCUCCAGUCUACUAUGGAUGAGGAGAGGGAGGAGGGGGCUCCUACCUCUAAAACCACUCUGUCUGGGGGACCUGGCCGCCAUAGCAAAGCUGAGAGCCCAAAGCAGCAGGAGAGAGCAGACUCCCCUGGACCAAGCUGUGUCUCCAUGAAGAGUGACUGGUCUAUUAAUAAACCUCCUGACCUUAAAGAUGGAAAUCUUGAGAAGAGAAGGAGGCAGGAGAGAGCAGAGUCCCCUGGACCCAGCUGUGUCUCCUUGAAGAGUGACUGGUCUAUGGAAAAACCUCCUGACCUUAAAGAUGGACGCCCCUCCAGAGAGAAGAGCCCAGAGCUGCAGGAGAGAGCAGACUCCCCUGGACCCAGCUGUGUCUCCUUGAAGAGCGACCACUCUAUAGAUCUUCCUGUUAGUUUUAAAGAUGGACGCCCCACCAGAGAGGAGAGCCGACCACAGGAGAGGUCAAAGGUUACCAGUGCUCAGUCCUUACAGCAGAAUCAAACGGAGCUGAUCAAGAGGGCUGAGGAGAACGCACACGCUUUUCUAGACAAGGAGCUGAAGAAGCUCUGGAGGGAUCUCUUCUCAGAUUACCCACAAUGCUCAGAGAGUCAGAGGGAGGAGGAGGAUGUGGAAGUUGAGAAUGAGGAGCAGAGGAGGCGUGCCAUAGACGGAGUGGUAGACAUCACAAAGCUCUGCCUAAUGGAGAUGAACCAGGAGGAAUUGGCCAACACACUGGGGAGUGGAGCUGUUGCUGUCCAGUACCAACAUAAACUCAAGUCUCAUCUGAGGAAGAAGAUCCAGUGUGUGUUUGAGGGAAUCGCUAAAGCAGGACAGCGAACACGUCUGAAUGACUUCUACUCAGAGCUCUUCAUCACAAAGAGAGGCAGUGGAGAGGUCAACCAGGAACAUGAGGUCAGACUGAUUGAAAAAGCCUCCAGGAGGCAAGCCAAUGAGGAAACACCAAUCAGAUGUGAAGACAUCUUUAAACCCUUACCUGGACAAGAUAAACCACACAGAACAAUAAUGACAACCGGAGUAGCCGGUAUUGGUAAAACCGUCUUAACACACAAGUUCACACUGGACUGGGCUGAGGGCAAAGCCAACCACGAAAUACACUUCACAUUUCUCCUCACUUUCAGAGAGCUGAAUUUACUGAAAGGGAAAGAGUUUAGCUUGGCGGAUCUUCUUCAUCAGUUUUCUGUUGAAACCAAAGAAGCAGGAAUCUACGGAUACAACCAUGACCAAGUAGUCUUCAUCUUGGAUGGUCUGGAUGAGUGUCGACUUCCUCUGGACUUCCAGAACAACCCGAACUGGACUGAUAUCACAAAGCCGACCUCAGUGGACGUGCUGCUGACAAACAUCAUCAGGGGAGACCUGCUUCCCUCCGCUCGUAUCUGGAUAACCACACGCCCUGCGGCAGCCAAUCAGAUCCCUGCUGAGUGUGUUGACAUGGUGACCGAGGUGAGAGGGUUCACCGACCCACAGAAGGAGGAUUACUUCAGGAAGAGAUUCAGAGAGGGGACACUGGCCAGCACAAUCAUCUCUCACGUCAAGAAAUCUCGAAGCCUCCACAUCAUGUGUCACAUCCCAGUCUUCUGUUGGAUCACUGCUGCAGUUCUUGAGGACAUCUUCAAGACAUCCCAGAGAGGAGAAGAGGUGCCUAAGACCGUGACUCAGAUGUACAGCCACUUCCUGAGGGUUCAGUCCAUACAGGGGAACAGGAAGUAUCAUGGGAGAGCUGAAACUGAUUCACACUGGAUUUCGGAGAGCAGGGAGAUCAUUGUUUCUCUGGGGAAACUUGCUUUUAACCAGUUGGAGAAAGGCCAGCUGAUCUUCUACGAGGCAGACUUGGCAGAGUGUGGCAUCGAUAUCAGAGCAGCCUCAGUGUACUCAGGAGUGUUCACCCAGAUCUUUAAAGAGGAGUGUGGGCUGUACCAGGACAAGGUGUUCUGCUUUGUCCAUCUGAGCAUUCAGGAGUUUAUGGCUGCCCUUUAUGUAUUUCUGUCCUACAUCAACACUGGUGUCAACUUGCUCUCAGAAGAACAGCCAGCCUCCAGGGAAGAUGAACUCCUCCUCCUCUACCAGAAUGUUGUGGACAAGGUCUUAAAGAGUGAGAACGGACACCUGGACUUGUUCCUCCGUUUCCUCCUGGGCCUCUCUCUAGAGGCCAAUCAGAUUAUCCUACUGGAUCUGCUCGGACCAAGAAGAAAUGCAUUAAUGGGCAAUCUAACUAAAAAAGUCCUGCCCGUACAGACAGGAAAAAGGUCACGGAGAAAUACCCAAAUAGUCCAUUACAUUAAGGAGAAGAUAGGUGGAGAACUCUCUCAAGAGAGAAGCAUCAAUCUGUUCCACUGUCUGAAUGAGCUGAACGACCGUUCUCUAGUGGAGGAGAUCCAACUGUACCUGACAUCAGGAAGUAUCUCCACAGAAUCUCUCUCUUCUGCUCAGUGGUCAGCUCUGGUCUUCAUCUUACUGACAUCAGAAGUUGAGCUGGACGUGUUUUACCUUAAGAAAUACUCCGCUUCUGAGGAGGGUCUUCUGGGGCUGCUGCCAGUGAUCAAAGCCUCCAAAACAUCUCUGCUGAAUGGCUGUAAUCUAUCCGAGAGAUGCUGUGAAGCUCUGGCCUCAGUUCUCAGCUCCAACUCAUCUAGUCUGAGAGAGCUGGAUCUGAGUUCCAAUGAUCUGCAGGAUUCAGGAGUGAAGCUGCUCUCUGCUGGACUGGGGAGUCCACACUGUACACUGGAAGCUCUCAGGCUCAAUGGCUGUAAGCUGUCAGAGGGAUGCUGUGAAGCUCUGGCCUCAGUUCUCAGCUCCAACUCCUCUAGUCUGAGAGUGCUGGACCUGAGUAACAAUGAUCUGAAGGAUUCAGGAGUGAAGCUGCUCUCUGCUGGACUGGGGAGUCCACACUGUACACUGGAAACUCUCAGGCUGAGUGGCUGUAAGCUGUCAGAGAGAUGCUGUGAAGCUCUGGCCUCAGUUCUCAGCUCCAACUCCUCUAGUCUGAAAGAGCUGGACCUGAGUACCAAUGAUCUGCAGGAUUCAGGAGUGAAGCUGCUCUCUGCUGGACUGGGGAGUCCACACUGUACACUGGAAACUCUCAGGUUGUCUGGCUGCCUGGUCACACAGGAAGGCUGUGCUUCUCUGGCCUCCGCUCUGAGCUCCAACCCCUCCCAUCUGAGAGAACUGGACCUGAACUACAAUCACCCAGGAGACUCAGGAGCGACGCUGCUCUCUGCUGGACUGGAGGAUCCACGCUGGAAACUGGACAGUCUCAGUGUGGAGCACGGUGGAGUGUGGAGGCUGAAACCAGCUCUAAAGAAGUAUGCCUGUGAACUCACACUGGACCCAAACACAGCCCACAGACUAUUCUCACUGUCUGAGGAGAACAGAAAGGUGACGCGGGUUGAAGACGACCAGUCGUAUCCGGAUCACCCAGAGAGAUUUGACUCCUGCCCCCAGGUGUUGUGUAGAGAGGGUCUGACUGGCCGCUGUUACUGGGAGGUAGAGUGGGAAGGACAUGUUUAUAUUGGAGUGGCAUACAUAGGAAUCACAAGGAGAGGAGCGGGUAAUGACAGCUGGCUUGGAUGGAACAACAAGUCCUUGGUUCUUGUUUUUUGUGAUGAUGGCUACUGCGCCCGUCACAACGGUAGUCAAACAGCCGUACCCCUCCCCCCCGCUCGCUCUAACAGAGUAGGAGUGUAUCUGGACCGGCCCGCUGGCUCUCUGUCCUUCUACAGUGUGUCCCCAGGUGGAGGAGGGUCCUCAGACACACUGACACACCUCCACACCUUCCAGUCCACCUUCACCCAGGAGGUCCUCCUCCCUGGGUUUCUGUUAAAUAAGACUGGUUCCUCAGUGUCUCUGUGUCCAUUGUAGUUACACACACAUACACACACAAACACACAUCGUUCAUGGAUCUAUAAAAAGAUACACACAUGUACACAUAGACCCAUAGAAACACACACACACAGACACAAACAUAAAACAGACACACAAACACACACAUAUGUACAUAAACUAGAUGCACACACCCAUCGUUCAUUAAUCUAUAAACACACACACACACACACACACACACACACACACACACACACACACACACAUAAAAACACACACACGUGCACAGACAUACGUACACAUACACACACUCAUCGUUUAUUGAUCUAAACACUGCCACACAGUUCUGUGUGGCAGUGGUAAGCAGCAGGUAACAUCAGAGUCUCUCGGUGGUUCAUCUCUCAGCCCUCUCUGUGUUCAGCUUGGCUGCUGAGCGUCAGUUAGUAAGAGUAAGUUCAAUUUAUUUAUAAUAGUACAUUUAUAACAGUUUGCACUGACCAAAGUGCUGUACAUAGUGCAUUCAGUAGGCAAACAUGAAGGCAAAAUAACAUUAGAAUGAAAUAAAAAUUAAAAUGAACUACAUAAAACCCGGACAUUCACACAAACAAAGGCAGUAGUGUAGAGGUCAGAUAGUUAAUGGGGAGGGAAAGCAAGGUUGUAUAGAUGGGUUUUGAGCCUUGAUUUAAAGUCAUAAAUGGAGGGGGAAUCACGUAUGUCGGGUUGCAGUUGGUUCCACAAGCGCGGAGCAGCUACUGCGAAGGCCCGGCCACCUUUUUGUUUGAGUCUAGAGCGGGACAGCCAGUGAGAGGAAGCAAGAACGGGUGUGAUAUGCUCCCACUUCUUUGAUCAACAGUCUUGCUGCUGCAUUUUGAACUAUUUGGAGGCGUGAUAUGAGGGACUGAGGGAGAUCAAGGUAGAGGGAGUUACAGUAAUCCAGCCGUGAUGUUAUGAAAGCAUGGAUAACUCUUUCCAGAUUGUGGUAUGAUAGGGAGUGUUUUAUUUUAGAGAUGGUUCUGAGACCCCUCUAAUCUGGUUCUCAGAUUAGAGGGGGCCGCUUGGGUCUGGGGGGUCCUCACAGUCCUGACGUUAUUGAGGACCAGCUGUUAGGGGGACGUUUGAAUACAUGUGGACCCAUGGACGUACCUGUAGUGCAUCGGGUUGUUGAGCAGAAGCUGUUGGUGCUCUGAGGGGUCAACCCGUUCAGUGGAAGUACAACACUUUGUGUUUGAUUUAAAUACUCCACUGAACUCCAAAUGCAGCAUUUUAUUGGGCUUCUGAAAGGUUCAGCACAAACCAUGAAAGGACUUUUAAGAUCUUCCUUUAGGUUAAGCAUGUUGUAUUUACUUUCUAAUGUAAAAUGUGUUUUAAUUGUUGAUUGAUGGUACAUUAUUGCACUACAAUAUUGUAUCUAUUUUCAACUGUAUGAAAGGAAUCCGAUAGAUUUUAUUUUGCCAUGCCUGACAUGGAAGCUGAUUAAAAGCAGAUUUAACCUCACAAUCAUAAAUUAUGAUAAGUGUUCUAUGGGAAAGGGUAAAGAUGUUCAUGUUGUGAAUGACUUUAAACUGAAGAUCUUUGUGUCCUGUUGGGAACAACAAGUCAACAUGUUCAGAUAUUAAAGAUACAGGCUCCUGUUCAUGAUUUUAAUUGUUCAUAAAGCAUAAUGUCAAACAACUCAGUCGAUCAACUGAACGUUUUAGUGUGUUCAGAUGAUUCUUCCCGUUUGUUCUGUUGAAAUCCUCCAAGUCUUCUGGAGACGUUUCCUCAAACCCAACAGUGGAGUCUCCAUUCACCCCUUCAGUGUGGAGGGAGGAUAUUACCACACACACACACACACACACACACACACACACACACACACACACACACACACACACACACACACACACACACACACACGGAGUGGAGUCUGACUUUUUUAACCACACACGCAUAUACAAAAACAAAAAGUAAGUAAUAUAGUCAACUAUAUACAUACACACACUCACAUACACACAUGAACAUACGCACACAUAUUACAGAGUUACAAUUAAGUUGUUAUAUAACUGGCAUCAGAGUUAGUCAGAAGCUUCUACUGCUAACCCUCCAACGUGUUUCAGGACAUGGGUUUAACUUAUCUAAAUCACAUACAGUUCAAGUUAUGUGAGGGCGCACCAUCAGUGAUGGAUGGAUCCAACACCAGUCAGAAACCAGUCUGACCCCAGUGAGACGCCAGUAAGACACCAGUCAGACGCCAUUCUUCCAGUGCAAACAGAAAGAACUGAGGCCUCCUCAGUGCUGCCCCUGCUGGCCGGACCUCCACACUGCAGUCAAACCCAGGGCUCCAGUCCCCCUGAAUCCAACAUAGCCCUAGUAGCGACCUCAGCGGUUCUGAGGAGGCUCCAUAAGGAGUGCGUUCAUCACUCGUGGUCGACAGUACCGCAUCCUGGUCUAGGAGAACCCUCCAGAUAUUCUUCAGCUCCUUGUUUAGAAUAGUAUGCAUUCUCCUCAGCCCUCUGGGACACAACAAAAAUCAAGCAGAACUUUACUCUGAACUAACUGAGGACAUCAGAAGCAUCUGUCCUAGAUUUACGUCCCGCUGGUCUAAAGAGAGAAGCCUGGAGACUAUUGGCUCGACAAGAGAUGCUUUUAAUGCUCAUGUAGAGCCAGGGGCACCACAACAGAUUGUGGGUCCUGUAAGACCCUGAAAGAAUAUAUUGGGUCUCCAACUGAGACCCCUCCAUCAAACCACUAACACCAGCCAAGAAAUUUAACUUAAAAAUCUCCCAUCUUCAUACUUGGCUGUUUAAAAUUGGUUGGUGCCUCUAUUAAAUUAUUUACGGUAGCCGGUAAUCAACUUGUGUGGACUUCCUAGAAAACAUGGACCCUACAGACUUGGAAAACAGUAUUUGUUAAUAAACUCCCGGUACGCUAACCAAGUUGUUGAUGCUUCGUUUUAUGUGUAGGCAUCCUAAUCAUGCUACUGCAGAGGUUUGGUGCCAUUUUGAGCAAUAUUAGUGGUUAAAAAAAUGCAGAUUUGGAAGUGUUACAUUGGGCUGUUACAUUGCUCCGGGCAACUUUGGGCAAGCUCUAUACUCGAUUAUCAACGGAAAAAGCUGUCUGAAGGGCUUAUUUUAUGGGUUUCCAUGCCGAAAAAGACACUGGGUUAAAUUUUCGCCUAAAAUACACUUUAAGGGACUGAAUUAAGCAGUUCAAUCAGGCCACUCACACAUAUUUUGGGAAUU